Saccostrea echinata is the source of this 2119-nucleotide messenger RNA. Its product is annotated as paired box protein Pax-5-like. The record is from RefSeq and is a predicted model, not a curated record. The transcript is spliced from 11 exons. Gene Ontology annotation, molecular function: DNA-binding transcription factor activity, RNA polymerase II-specific; RNA polymerase II cis-regulatory region sequence-specific DNA binding. Lineage: Eukaryota; Metazoa; Mollusca; Bivalvia; Ostreida; Ostreidae. Gene Ontology annotation, biological process: regulation of transcription by RNA polymerase II; anatomical structure development. The coding region runs from base 449 to 2110 and encodes 553 amino acids.
UGGAGGUGAUGGAGUAAUUAUAACUGUUUAAAAGUUCAUUAGUCACUGAAAGAUGGGCGCUUUCAAGCCUCACUGACGACAAAGCACGACAAUCGAAAAUAAAAUUGUUGGGGGCAAUCAGCGGCGCACUGCAUCGGGUUCGGGAUGCCUGCCCUAAACUGUUGCUUCUGAUCUGCAAGAUAUUGAACAAUGUUGCGAUUUUCUAUUAUAAUCCCAUUGAUUUUGCAGACGUGCAUUUCAUAAACGGAAUAUUUUCAUUGGUUCUUUUAUCACGAAUUCAUUAGAGUAAUAGGUGCCGUUAUAAAAAAAAGUUGACAAUAUUGAAGGAUUAAUGUUUGAUAAAAGUGAUGCUUAGUUUUUCGUUUUCCAACUAGAUGAUACGCUUUUCUUGCUGAGGACUGGUUAAUUUUCAACAGAAAAAUUGGACAUUAACAAAAUUAUUCACAAAAUGUCCAUGUACUAUAUGCCACAUAUGGAACAUUCUUUUUUUCCCCACCAUAAAUAUAAUAUGUUUGGGAAUAUGGAUAUGGGAUGUGGAUUUCAAGGUCAUGGUGGGGUAAAUCAGUUAGGAGGGGUAUUUGUCAAUGGACGUCCCCUGCCCGACGUGGUCCGACAAAGGAUUGUGGAACUCGCCCACCAGGGAGUCAGGCCAUGUGAUAUUUCCCGCCAACUCCGAGUCUCUCAUGGAUGUGUCAGUAAAAUACUGGGCAGGUAUUAUGAGACGGGCUCAAUCAAGCCGGGUGUUAUUGGCGGAUCCAAGCCUAAAGUGGCGACCCCCAAAGUGGUGGACGCUAUUACCCGCUACAAACACGAAAAUCCUACGAUGUUUGCCUGGGAAAUCCGUGACAGACUUCUAGCUGAAGGUGUCUGCUCGUCCGAAAAUGUACCAAGUGUCAGUUCAAUCAACAGGAUCGUAAGGAAUAAAGCAGCAGAGAAUGCAAAACACUCCCCCGGGCACAGCAGUCCGUCUAUGGACACCGGAAGUCCGCCACUGUCCCAUCAACCAUCUCCAAAUAGUGAAAUACAGAGAGCCCCUUAUACAAUCACAGGGAUUCUGGGAAUUCCUCAAAGUCAGACCGCUCAAACCAUGGUGGAUCCCAACGGCAACAAAAGGAAGAGGGAUGAUCAAGUCCCAAAUGGUCAUGAAGCUGAAGUAAAAAUAGAACCAAAUACAGCCGAUAUCAAUCAGAUAUGGUACCAAACCCAACCUAGACCAACGAAACAAGCCCGAGCCGAAAAUGGCACCAAUGAAGCUCAAGGCAUGCCUCACACUCUGAUUAUAAACAAUGCACAAAUGUACCCCACUGGAGUACCCACAAAUCUUCCUCCUAAUUAUAAUGCUCAUUUUGUUAACACAACGACAACCAUUUCUGCGGAUGUUUUAAAACCCCAAGUCGGAGUCGAGUACACUAUUGCAUCUCCGGCAAUAGGCACGGUGGCCAAUUCCGAAUCUCAAAGCACAACAACCAACUUCGCCACGACAUUAGGUCACCAACUGGGAACAGAAAUAAGUGUAAAUGCACAGACUCAGGAAUUGAAACCAAUUGUGGUUGCCGUGGCAACGGAAGCACAGCCACCCGCGCAACAAGAGCAAUUCCAAGAAGCAACCAACAACACACCAACUUCAUCAUCAACACCAACCAUCAACAAUAAUAACAACACCCCUCCCCCCAAGGCGGGCUCCCCCAGCUCAGGGGGUGGGUCUAACAACCUGACAGAGCUUAAGCCCGUUCAACCCACUAUGUCCCAGUCUUAUACACCGUUGCCGUCGUUUUCGGGACAAUUUUCAAGUCAAGCUAGCAGCUAUAACGGUUCACAUGCUACGUUUCCCAGUCAAGCUGUUGUGGGCAGUGUUGUACAACCUCUAGUAAUAUCCAGCGGAUCUUAUAGCUCAGCCAACCCACCUAGUGGGGAGUAUUACAAUGCCGCUGGGACAGCCCCCUACACACAGUAUCAGACAGCUGCCUACCCUGCGGAUCCAGCCUGGACAAUGAGAUACACCACCCCCACAGGUAUUCUAAAUACACCAUACUAUUACCAAACGCCAGUCUCAGGUAGAACCGAACCGAACACAACAGUGGCCGCGUCAGCAAGUCCUUCCAAAUCAUAACAUUGUGCG